AUGCGUGGAGAGUGGAAUGGGUUACAAGCUUUAUUUAUGAAGGAGUGUCCUUAUGCCUAUUACAUUCAUUGUUUGGCACAUCAACUACAACUAGCUCUUGUUGCUGCAUCUAGGGAAGUGCCACAGAUUCAUACUUUCUUUCAACAAUUGAUUUUUGUUGUUAAUGUGGUCACUAGCUCUUCAAAGCGACAUGACGAGUUACAAGCAACUCAAUUGGCUGAAAUUGAACAUCUAGUUGAGAUUGAGGGGCUUGAGACGGGAAAAGGUCUCAAUCAAAUCGGUACAUUACAACGACCAGGUGAUACUAGAUGGAGCUCGCAUUACAAGUCAAUAUCUAGUUUGUUAAGAAUGUAUUGUGCUACUCGCUUAGUUCUUGCUAACAUAGCUAGUGAAGGAACAACUUAUGCUCAGAGAGGAGAUGCUCUUAAUGGAGUUAAGUUGUUAAUGUCAUUUGAAUUCGUAUUUAACAUACAUGUUGUGAAGGAGAUUAUGGCCAUCACCGAUGGACUUUGUCAAGCACUACAAUUGAAGACCCAAGAUAUUGUAAAUGCAAUGCAUUUAGUUUGCACUACAAAGACAUUACUUCAAACUUUAAGGAAUGAUGGGUGGGAGAGUUUGCUACAUAAUGUUAAAGUUUUUUGUGAGAAAAAUGGUGUUACAGUUCCCGACAUGGACUCUCCUUAUGUUGAUGUGCUUAAAUCUAUAAGGCAACAAUCAAGACAAAAAGACAAUGUGACAAUGGAACAUCACUAUAGAGUUGAUAUAUUUAUGGCUGCUAUAGAUCGUCAAUUGCAAGAGCUAAACGCAAGAUUUAGUGAGCGAGCUACUGAACUUCUCAUUUUAAGUGCGGCCUUGAAUCCAAGAGAUGGUUACAAGUCAUUCAAUAUAGAGCAUAUUUGCAAGCUAGCUCGAGAUUUUUAUCCUAUUGAUUUCACAGAACAUGAGAAAGAUCAUUUGAGUUAUGAAUUGCAACAUUAUUGGCUUGAUAUUCCUAUUCAUCCAGUGUUGAAGAACUUAACUACUCUUGGUGAUUUAUGUCAAGGAUUAGUGACUACAGAAAAAAUAAAAGAUUAUCCUCUUGUUUCAAGGUUAAUUCGUCUCGUAUUAACUCUUCCAGCAUCUACUGCAACAACUGAGAGAGCUUUUUCAUCCAUGAAGAUAGUGAAAACAAACCUUCGAAGUAAGAUGGAGGACGAUUUUUUGAAGGACUACUUAAUAGUGUAUAUAGAAAAGGAGAUAGCGGAAACACUUAGUGAAGAUGCCAUCAUUGAUGCUUUUUAUAUGAUGAAAGAGAGACGAGCACAACUAAAAUGA
Messenger RNA from Chenopodium quinoa (quinoa), 1314 nucleotides. RefSeq names its product zinc finger protein 862-like. NCBI's taxonomy places the organism in Eukaryota, Viridiplantae, Streptophyta, Magnoliopsida, Caryophyllales, Amaranthaceae. The coding region runs from base 1 to 1314 and encodes 437 amino acids. The record is from RefSeq and is a predicted model, not a curated record. Gene Ontology annotation, molecular function: protein dimerization activity. The transcript has a single exon.